CCAACCUAGUUUCCAAAUCCCAGACAAUCAGCUAGUACUACGAUCCAAGCAUCGCCGAAAAUGGUUUUCCACAACCCACCCAUGGCUACCCCGGAGUACUGCACUGCAGACUUCUCACUUAUCCCUAUUGGUUCAAAAGACGUAUCCUUCUCCAAACAAGUCGCCGAUAUCCAGCGUCUGAUCCAGAACACCGGCCUCAAGUCCCAGAUGCACGCCACUGGCACCACCGUGGAAGGAACAUGGGACCAGGUUGCGCAGACCAUCGGAUGCGCUCAUACCUUGGUGCACAACGAAGGGGUGGGCAGGAUCCAAACGGAUAUCCGCAUUGCUACGAGCGAGACGCAGUCAUUGACGGCAAGCGUAACGGACUAUCCGAUGGAACAUGGAAGACGGUACCACAAAUAUCAUGAAGGCUCAUACUUGUACCCGAACGAUGAGCAGGAACUGGAUCGCAUGGAUAUGCAACACCACAUGAUCAAGCUAGUCAACCACGGGCGCUUGUUCCUUGCUCCUGUCCGACGCCCUAAACGGAUCCUCGACAUUGGGACCGGGUCUGGGAUAUGGCCUAUCGAGAUGGCGUCCGAAUUUCCAGAGGCCGAGAUCACAGGAACCGACCUUUCCCCUGUUCAACCGAUUGAAGUUCCUGAGAAUGUCCACUUCCUCGUCGAUGAUGCCACGGAGGAGGACUGGCUGUGGGACCCGAAUCACUUCGACUUCAUCCACAUGGGGCAUCUGAUCGGGUCUCUACCGUCGUACAAGGACCUGUUGAAGAAAGUACACAAGCACCUCAAGCCGGGUGGGUACGUGGAAUGCCACGAGUUCGACUCCAGACCGAAGUGCGACGACGGUACCAUGCCUCCUGAAGACCCCGACAAGUUCAGCGAUUACGCCCUCCAAGAUCUAAUGGAUCUGCACCAACGCUCCGGCCAAGUCUCAGAUCCGCCCCGACAGUUCCGAGUGGCCCAUCGUCUCGCGCGCUGGAUGAGAGAAAUCGGCUUCGAAGACGUGCAGGAACAUCGCUCGAUGGUGCCCGUGAAUCCCUGGUCCUCUGAUCCGCAUCUACGGAAGAUCGGUGCCUGGAGCGAGACAAACCUGUUGGAGGCUGUCGCGGGAUGGUCCUACAAGCCCCUCGGCCUGCUCGGGUGGUCGAAGCCAGAGAUUGAGGUCUUCCUCGUCGAUGUUCGGAAGAGCAUUCAAAAUCGCAACGUCCAUGCCUACUUCGAAUUCUAUACCGUGACAGGCCGGAAACCACUCACUGGAUGAGCCGUUUUGUCUGCUUCUUUCGACUCGCCUUUAUGAGCUUGUACUUGCUCGCACAAGUAAUUUCUCGUCACAUAUUUCUUUUCUUUCUUUGCUUUUUUUUUCAGUUGCUUGUAUUGGCUAGCGUUGGGCUAGUGUUGGCAUAAGAUACCAUCUGGGCAGGGUGUCCGGUGCAUUGGGAGGCGUGUUUGGUCGAUCACUUCUUGAACAGAUGCAGACAUCUGGUUGUCAUGCAUUCAUCUACAAAAAGGGCAUUGCUCAGUGUC
Aspergillus homomorphus CBS 101889 is the source of this 1526-nucleotide messenger RNA. Its product is annotated as TAM domain methyltransferase. The transcript is spliced from 6 exons. The record is from RefSeq and is a predicted model, not a curated record. Bases 61 to 1263 code for a protein of 400 amino acids. NCBI's taxonomy places the organism in Eukaryota, Fungi, Ascomycota, Eurotiomycetes, Eurotiales, Aspergillaceae. Gene Ontology annotation, cellular component: cytosol.